UUCAUUAGCACACUCAACAAAUGGAAUUUUUAGGCUCUGGCUCUGAUGCAGUACGCAUUGCUCAAGCCCAGAGGCGACAAGUCUAUGAUGAAAACUCCGAGUACAAAUCGAAGAACCUUCAUGCGGAGAGACGCCGGAGGCAAAAACUCAGUGACAGACUGUUGGCUCUGCGUUCAAUAGUCCCCAUAAUUACAAAUGCAAAUACCCCAUUACCCAUUGAAAUUUUUUUAACACUUGUCAGAUUAUAUUUUAUUGUUUCUCUAAUAACUAUUUCUUGGUUUGAUUAGAUGAAUAAAGCAACCAUAAUUGAGGACGCCAUUACCUACAUCCUGAUGCUGCAGAGGAAUGUCAAUGCUCUUAGCGAGCAGCUUCUUGAAAGGGACUCAUUAUUCGUGGAAGAGAAUGAGCAGUCAACAAGGGAUGAGAUUGAUGCUUCGGAGCAGAUGAAAAACUAUGGAAUAAAGGAAGAUGUUAAGGUGACUGAUAUUGAUGGGAAAAGACUUUGGAUAAGGAUUGUGUUUGAGAAGAAAAGAGGUGCAAUCACUAAAUUUCUGGAGGCCUUGACUUCGGUUGGCUUUGAACUCACAGACGCCAAUGUUACUACCUCCAAAGGAGCCAUUCUUGUUUCAUCGUGUGUCGAGGGGAUUUAUGGAGAUGUACCUGUGGUGGAGCAAACCAAAAAGUUGCUUCAAGAUAUAAUUAGAAACAUGUAAAGACUGUGGUGGAGCAUGUAAUGUAUGGUUGAUAAAACUCUAAAGCUGUGAGAAUAUA
This is a messenger RNA of Mangifera indica (mango), 771 nucleotides long. Its product is annotated as transcription factor DYT1. The transcript has 3 exons. Gene Ontology annotation, molecular function: DNA-binding transcription factor activity; sequence-specific DNA binding. The record is from RefSeq and is a predicted model, not a curated record. Gene Ontology annotation, biological process: regulation of DNA-templated transcription. Gene Ontology annotation, cellular component: nucleus. NCBI's taxonomy places the organism in Eukaryota, Viridiplantae, Streptophyta, Magnoliopsida, Sapindales, Anacardiaceae. Bases 288 to 713 code for a protein of 141 amino acids.